Culex quinquefasciatus (southern house mosquito) is the source of this 8608-nucleotide messenger RNA. It is a transcript of the gene Larp4B, whose product is annotated as la-related protein Larp4B. Gene Ontology annotation, molecular function: mRNA 3'-UTR binding. Gene Ontology annotation, biological process: positive regulation of translation. The transcript has 10 exons. The record is from RefSeq and is a predicted model, not a curated record. Lineage: Eukaryota; Metazoa; Arthropoda; Insecta; Diptera; Culicidae. The coding region runs from base 1705 to 6198 and encodes 1497 amino acids. Gene Ontology annotation, cellular component: cytosol; cytoplasmic stress granule.
AAGUCAAAGAUUGGUUUCUCUUGUGCGCGGCCAUUUUGGUGAUUUUCUUCUGUGGUCUUGUCGACAGACGGACUGUCUCAGCUCCAAGUGGUGCAGAAAAUCGCAGUUUUUCGCCCCGAUCGCGUGUGAACUUCCGCCGGAAACGGACGUGAACCCGUGGCAGGUGCAGUUGCGGCAAGUGGACGGGUUUGUUGGAUUUUUCCGGGGCCGCGAGUCGCGCGACGUGGAGAAUUUUUCGGUUCUUGGGACUUUUUUUUUCUCUUCCUCUUGCUGAGGUCCCUCCGAAGACCUUCGUGUGUGCGUGCGUGCGGGUGUGUGUGUGUAUUUGCAGAGACUGUGGGCCUUCCUUUGGGGACGAUUUUUGUUCGGAAGGUUUCCGACUCACCCGGUGACGAGGACACUCAGUGUGCCGAAAGAAGAGGUUCCCGAAAAUCGGUGCCACUUUUCCGGUGGAAAAACCUUUGACAAAAGACACUUCCUGUGAAAAUUUAGGAUUAGCUGAUGGGAGAUAAUUUUCUCGAUUGAACAACCAACCAGCCAGCCAGAGCAAUAUAUGCAGGCAGUGAGUGAGUGUGGAAGUUGAAAAGUUAAAAUAUAUGUAUGUGAUACAGCACCAGCAGCAGAAGCAGCAGCAGCAAAAAAGUGAAUGAUUGAGUAAGUGAAAAAGAGACGUCGAAUAAUAAGAGUGCGCCCCGUUUGCGGAGAGGGAGAAGAAAAAGUCACAAGUGACAGCGCCAGCACGGUGGACCUGUCAGUGCACGAGAAAAACAGAGAAGAGAAAGAGAGAGAGAGAAGCAAGUGUGUGCCGCCGAGUGCGAGAGAAGAUAGUAGUAUAAAAAUAAAAACAACAACAUCAGCAGAGCGGCAACGACAACAACAAAAACAACAGCAGAAACAACAAGAAAAGCAAAACGAAUCAGCACCAAUACGCCGACAGAAACGUCAAUCCGGAACAGACGGUGGUGCUGGCACGACUACUACGGCCGGCCGCGCUGGUCCGCGAGGAGAAUUGAAAAUAAAGUAAAUAAUAAUAAGCAGCAGCAGCAGCACCAGUCGCGCAAGUGUCAGUGCGCGAGCGAGAUUUCGAAGUAGUUGUUAUUUCUUGGGUGGAAAAGGAGGCGAAUUUCGGUAGUAAGAAGAGUGUGCUGUUGGGAAGAAGAAGAAAGGAAAAAAAAAUCAAGUGAUAAUAGAGUAAUCAGUGGUUUUCUUUUUUUUUGGUUUCGUUCAAUACACAUAUAUCGCCUUUUAUUGUUCGGUUGUUUGAUUUUUGUACUUGUGCAUUCGCGAGCGAUUCCAGCACACACAGAGAGAUAUACAUGGUUUAUCUAUAUUUACACACGCGGCAAAGCCUGGAAGAGUGAUAUCACACACUGCUAGAGCGAGAAGAGUUGAGUUGAGUGAAGAAAAAAAAAAGCAAGCAAGCACCAAGAGUGAAGCAAAAGUACUGUCUCAUCGCGCACGAAAUAGAGAAAUUUUUCCUUUCCGCCGAAUGUCGACGGCGGCCGCGACGGCCAGGGCAGCAGUCAGGGGUACCCCAGAAGCCGCAAGUCAUCCAAGAGUUUAACGCCGCCCCCCUCGCAACAGCGCGGCACCCCAUGUAAAAAGGGUCCCCGUCUCGUCCGCGGAGACUGGACACACGGGACAGAAGGGACUCCCCGCAAAGGAGGUCAAACGUCCUGUGAAUCGAGACCACACAAACUCAGAAUGGAUACCGGAGGUUACGUGUUGAUGAACGGGGACGCUGGUAAGAUGGCCACAACGGCUGCGGUUUAUCCGGCCGGCGCGGAGGCCAUCAUCACCGGUGGGAUGGCUGGGUUGACGCUGGUCGGACCCCAUCCGCCCCAGGCCACACACCUCACGGUCGUUCCGGCGAUUCCUACGGCCGUUCCCGUCGUGGCGGCGGCGACGGCCACCAACGAUUACACCGUCAUGAACGGCGGCACCAUCAGCAGCAGCAGCAACAACACCUCCACCAUCACCGCAAACAGCAGCAAUAACAACAACAAUCACAACAACAGCAGUAACGAGCCGGCCGCCGGUGAUUACUACGGGGACGCUUCCGCUUCGUCAACGGUGGUUACCACAAACAACAGCAGCAGCGCAGUGAACAAUAACAACAGCAGCAGCAGCAGCCCACAGAACCAGAGCAGCACGGGUGCUAUCGCCGGAGCCCAAGUCAACGCCACCACCAGUACCACCAGUGAUAGCAGUAGUACCGAUUACAGCGGUAUGCCUUUAGAUCAGCUGAAGCAGCAGCUGCAGACGCAGCUCGAUUACUAUUUUUCGAGAGAAAAUCUAGCCAACGACACAUAUCUGCUAUCCCAGAUGGACAACGACCAGUACGUGCCGAUCUGGACGGUGGCCAACUUCAACCUGGUGAAGAAACUCACCAAGGACCUCAAGCUGAUCACGGACGUGCUGCGCGAGUCGCCGAACGUCCAGGUCGACGAGGAGGGCCUCAAGGUGCGCCCGAACCACAAGCGGUGCAUCGUGAUCCUGCGCGAGAUCCCGGACAACACCCCGAUCGAGGAGGUUAAGAACUUGUUCCAAGGUGAAAACUGUCCCCGGUUUAUCUCGUGCGAAUUUGCUCACAACAACUCCUGGUACAUCAUGUUCGAGUCGGACGACGACGCACAGCGGGCGUUCCGAUAUCUGCGCGAGGAGGUUAAGGAAUUUCAGGGAAAGCCAAUUAUGGCGCGAAUAAAGGCCAAACCGAUGAACAGGCUUCCGAUCCCGUCCGGGGUGCCGCUGAAGAACGGCUUCCGGACGACGCCACCGCCGGCCACGGGGACUGCGGUGGCCGUUCCGCCGGGUGCCCCAGCAGCUGCCGUGGCGGUUGCGACUGCCGCGGCGGCUGCGGCCGGUGCUGCGGUGUACGAUCCGACGCAGGCGGCAGCCGCGGCCGCUGCCUUCCCCGGCCAGCAGCGAUACAUUGCCUUGCAGCACAACCCGGGCGCGCUACCGCAGGGUGCGGCCGUUCCGGCCUACAACGCGCAGCUUCACAUGUUUCCAUUCCAGCAGCAAUUUUAUCCCGGCAUAAUGCAACCGUGGCCAGCGGCGCCCCCGCCGGCACAAAACUACUACGACCUGAGCACGUUCGUCACGAGCAACGGGUUGGCGCCGCAGGUUACGUUCGCCACGACCAAGCAACAAAACGGUCGGUACAACGUUCAGGGUGGUGGAGUGACCGGAGCUCACCGUGGAGGUAACAUCCGGAGCAAACGACAGCCGAAUCCUUCGAUACCGGGCGCCAGCAAUGAGCACCGAGCCGGUGGUGGAGCUCCUGCUGGAGGAGCGAACGGCAGUCAGACGUCGGUUGGGGCCAACGAGCGGGUAUCGAAUCAGCAACAACCGCCGCACUACCAACAGCAGCAGCAGCAACAACAAUCACAAUCACACUACCAGCCGCAAGCGGGUGGCGGUGGCAAGGGAGGUGCCUCCCUGCUGGGUCACGGAGGCAAGUCGUCCUACCACAAGGAUGCAACUAUUGUGCCACAUUAUCAACAUUACCAGCCACAGCAGCAGCAGCAGCAGCAUUACAGCAGCAAUCACCAGCAGCCGUCGUCGGUGCCGCAUCAUCACCAUCAAUCGCAACAGCAAGGUGACGAAACUACGACGAACGUCAGCAUGCGCUCGAACAGUAACGCCGAUCACUACCAGCAACAGCAACAAGCGGACGAUGGAAACAGUGGCUACAGCAGCUUGCCGUACAACAGCGGACGGAACAAGGACCUGUCCAGUGGUCCGUGGGCAUCGAACCAGUCGAGGCGCCACACGCGACGAAGAAAAGACGACAUGGACAGCGGCGGUGGCACUCUGUACACUAACACAAGCAUCCGAACGAGCAACAUGAGCUACACUAGUAAUAGUAAUAAUCUUAGCAGUAGUAUGAACAACGGUGCAAACAUAAAAGUUAUAAACACAACUAGUCUCAAUCAAUUGAUACCGUCGUCCACCGGGGGCGGCGGCGGCGGACCUCCGCACGGUCGUGGACCACGCGGCGGGGCCGGAAACAGCGAAUCCCUUCACAGUACAGCGUCGGGAAACGCGAUUGCGUCGAUGGGUGGCGAAGCUGGCGGCGGUGGUAGUGGACACCACAGUCAUCACAGUUCACACGGGGCUGGUGGCGGCGGUUACCAUCCCCAUCACCACCGGAGUGCGAUCGCUACUGGGUUUCACCAGCAGCAGCAGCAGCAGCAACAACAACAGCAGCAACAUUCGCACUCCCAUCACCACCAGCAGCAACAGCAUCUGCAACAGCAGCAGCAGCAACAGCAACAGCCGGCAGCUCAGCAGCAGUCUCAUCUGCAGCAAUCGUCGAACAGCGCCGCCGGCGGCUUCCAGCAGCAGCAGCAACAACAGCAGAAUGCCGUCUCCACUCAAUCGACGCAAUUCGACCUCGAACAAGCUGCAUUUCCGCCCCUUCCCGGCCACGAUGACAAUACCGGCGGGAGUAGUUUCGGCGGGCGCAACAAGCACCACCACUCGCGCGCCGAUCACCAACACGGCGGCCAACAUCAGUCGCAUGCCCAGCAACAUGCCACCGUAUCGUCCGGUGGUAACCAUGGUUCCUCUACUGAUAACGCCUCGUCCGGCUAUGCUGGGGCAGCCGCUGCCGCCGGCGCUGUUCCCGACGUUUCGGCCCAUCCUCCGCCGGUAACGGCCUGGGGUGGCGAAAGUCGGCUAGCCGAUGUCGUUAAAGGAACCGCACCCGCAACGAAUGCCUCAUCGAAAGCGAAACCCAGCGUCAACACAACGUCCCCUCCGCCGUCGCAGCAGCUGCAGCAGCCAGCAUCCCAAACCACCAACACCAGUGAGCUUAGUCAAAAAAACGCCACAGCUUCGGCAGCUGCCACUUGCGAGGUGAGCGCAGCCGCCGGACGUGACCAGCCGCCUUCUUCUUCAGCCGUCGAAUCUGGCACCAGCACCAGCAGCAAGAGCAACGAAUCUGCUUCAACGGCCACCACUAUCAGCAGCAGCAGCAGCAACAAUAACUCUAGCAAAGUAUCCACAUCAACUUGCCACUCAUCUGUGAUAAAAUGUACAACUAGUACGUCUGCAAGCGCCACUGCUGAUAAAUCCACAAAGACUGACGAGUCAUUGCUACAAGCGAAUGGCUCGGAAUCGACGCCAGCGGUGUCCACCUCGGCCGCACCAGCUCGCAAGGCGGCAGCAGACUCGGCCAACAGUCCGCCGACGACGACGAACGCCGCCACGAUGACCUCGACCGAGUACGUGCUGGCGGCGUCCGCGUCCACUUUGUCCUCCUCCUCUUCCGGCGGUCACACCAAGUCGUACACCAGCACCACCACAAGUGCGUCGACCGUGGCGGUGACGUCCGCGUCCACAAUGACCGUACCGGUGUCGAAGGCCGAAAAGGGUGGCAAAACCCCCGGUGCCAAGCACCCCAAAUCGCCAACCGUUCCUCCGACGGUGGCCGCUGCCGUCGCUUCGUCGUCGGGUUCUUCCCACCAGGUCGCCGCAUCGGCAUCGGCUGCGCAGCAAGCCUCGGCACCACCACCGUUUUCACUGCAAAAUCAUCCGCCGCUGGGUGGCGUUGCGGUUCCCAUUCCGGAACCGCCCACCACGGCCCAGCAGCAAUCUCAGGUACGCCUCAGCUACGCCCAGGUCGCGCAACACCUCAAGGAGCAACAGCUGAAGGAGAAGGAACACCACCCGGAAGGAGGCGCUGCUGCCAAAGCGACCACCGCAACCGUUGAGAAGGAGAACAACGGCUCGGCGCAGCAAUCUGGGGGAGGUGGCGCCACCGUAGUCGCAAGUGCGGCAACCGCCGCGGCCAGUAGUGGCGCUGCCGCUGCUGCUGCCCACCAAAAGAAGAGGGAUUCUCAGCCAAUCUCAAGACUGUCUACGUCGUCGCAGCACAGUAACGACGGGUUUAGGGAACAAAGAGACAUUCGCACCAACGCCAACAACUCUGCCAACGCCCGCAGCAGCACCGCCGCCGCCGCCAAAGACAUCCGACCAUCGGCCUCGGGAGCUGCCGCUGCCGGUGCAACCACCUCCGCUACCUCCGGCACUUCCACCGGAACGGCAUCGUCCGUCGGUCAUCGUGGCGAAGCCAACAACAACAGUCUGAAGGGUCCGAACGCGUCGUCUGGCCGGACGGCACGGCCCCACCAGCUGAAGGACUACGUUCACGCGCCGCAGCCGCAGCAGGGUCCGCGUAGUCCCAAAUGAUGACGCUUAAUCUGGAUUUAAGGGUCGGCCGUGAUGGUGGCGUCGUCGUCGUCGUCGUCGUCGGCCCACGUUGUUAUUGUUGGUGAGCUGGAGGAGCGGGAGAUGGUGCGUAGCUGAGGGUUCAGUGGGGUGGGGGAGGGUUCAAGUUGUGUUUUUGUUUGUUGUGUAUAUUGUUAUCGUCGGGAGGGGGGCGAAGGGAAGGGACGUUGCGUGGGAGGAUGAUGGUUGUGCGCAGAAAAAGUUUAACUUUUUUCCUUUUUUUCGUUGAUUUUUUGUGUUAAGUUGAUAAGCAACAGCGGCACGCGCGUGUGGGUUUCAGAGAGUUGCGAAAGGGGGGAUUUCGUUUGAGGAGGAGAAUGGAAAGGAACGCGACGUUCCUUGCGGGGUGGGAAUUUGGACAAUGACUAAGGGCCUAGAGAGAUCUCAUGCAAACUCUACCGUCGGAAUGUGUUGAAAUUUUGACCAAAAGCGAGCGAAUCCAGAUUUGACGGAGCACAACUCCCAGUCCUAUUGAUUAUUAUUAUUUUCUUUCUUUCUUUUUUGCAUUAAUUCUUGUGACAAUUUUUAGGUGUAGAGAUGCUGCGCUAGCGCAGACGUAAUGACUUUCGCACGUGUUCUAUUAUUUAGGAGAAGGGUACGCAAGCAGAAAUCAUUAGCCAGAGAGAAAAAAAAAGCCUUUCCGUGAACAUUUUGGACUAACUAAAACGAAAGCGCUGAUAAAAAUUUAUUCAAACUUGGAGAAACGAAAUUUGUGAUGCUUUCUUUUGCUCAAGCUUUUCGUCUUAUUUUCAAAAAUAAAAGCAAACUGCCCUAGAGCUCAGCUAUAACGUAAAAAAGGAAUAAAAAUCCCAUUCAUAAUUUCCUCCGGAAAUAUUUACCCUUACUCUCAGGCAAACAGACGUAAAUCCACCAAUCACUCCUCACUAGUGCUAUCUAGUUGUGAACAGCAGAAAAUGUUUGAUAGUGUGCUUAAUUCAAGCAACUGUCAAACGCGUUGUGGUGAAUUCAGAGUGCCGUGGUGAGUUAAUUCAAAUUGCCCGUUAAAUUGCUGGUUGAUGGAUUUUAAAAGAGAUUUACGUCUGCUUUUCUGUGCCUUAUCCCUGAGACCACAUCUUUUGUUGAUGUUAAACUAUGAAAAACAAGUGAAACAAAAAAAAAUCCUAGUCUUCUAUAUUGUUUAUACUUCCACGUCAAGUGGGUCAAAUCUAAAGCAAAAAGAAAACUAUUUAAUCUGUGUUUAUUUUCCUAUUUUCCCUUAUGCUAUCAUCACUAUUAUCAUUAUUAUUUCUAAUAUAUUCCAAUCUUAAGCAGUCCUCCCUUCUUUCUAUUAUCGUAGUAGCUAACGAAACGAAGAGAGAACACGAAAAUCGCAUAACCACAAUUACUUUUAAGUGCAAAACAAUGCACAGAGACUAUUGAAAACCCCCUCUAAUAUUUUCUGUUUGUUACAAAAAAAAAUUUGUUGUUUAUUGAUAAAAAAAAACAUGUUUAUUGACUGGUGUGUCACAAACACACACACAGGCCGUGGGCACGGUUCCGAGGCCGCGUGAACCAAUUCUAUGAAAACUCACACUAACUAAAUGAGGAAACAAAACAAAACAAAAAAAAACCUAAAUAAGUCAAAGCAUAGUGCGCAGCGAAGCGAGCCAAUAAUACUAGAGCGAGACAGAGAGAGCGCGAGAAGAGUAAAUAAUAAAUUUAGAAAAGUAGCCGAAAAAACAACGCGAAUGAGACUGGCUGUUGGUUGGUGCGAGAGUGAGAGAGUGCGAGCGCGAAGUGCGAACGAGACCGAGAGAGAGAGAGAUGCAAAGCAAAACUACUAUUUAGCUAUUUUUUCUAUUUAAUUUAAGCAGUAGCCCGAGAUAUAACGAAAGCCGGCAGGAGUUUAGGAAGUGAAGAAAUAAUUUAAAGUAAUACAAAACAAAAAUGUGGUAAUUUAUUAGGAUAACAAAUGAAAUUGACGGCUCUCCAUCCCCUCCCUCUUUCUGUUCGGAGUAAAAGGCAGAACCAUUUAGACUCACACACACUCGGAAGUACACAAAGUAGAGAGAAAACCAGAGAGAAAAUUAUAUUUAACAGAAGUAAAAAAGCAAACCAAUAAACGCAAAUCCUCUAUAGAUAACCCCGUUUCGAAAUAAAGCAAGUGUAGAAAAGUAUAACCUCUUCCGGGACUAGGCAAGCGACAACCACGAUCCAAAACAAACAAAUUAAAAAAAACUUUUUCGUUCCUGGCGAAACAAAUUUGCAAAAAAAAAAAAACAAGGCGAUCUCCAACCCUCGAACCGCGCAGUUUAAAACGCAGAAUUGUAUACACUUAGCCCGUAAGAAAGAGCCAAAUUUUCCAAAUAAUCCAUGUUCUCGUAGCAAACAACUAUAUCUCGACGAGCGCGACAACUCACAAAACGCAAAU